ACAAAUUCAGGUGAAAGUCGUGUAAUAAGAAUAUUUAGAAAAUUUCGUAGAAUGUCAUACGUGGAUCAAUUUUUUCCCGAUAGAGGAAAAAGUUGUGAAAUUUCUGUAACGGUCAGGAAUGUCGCAGACAGCGUUUGCAACAAGGGUAAACGUUAUUUUUUGCCGUCAGAGGUUGUAGUGCACAAUAGCGAAGAUGAUUGUUGGGUUUCGUAUAAUGGCGGAGUAUACGAUUUGACGAAUAUUUGUAAAGAAUGGGCUGGGAGGAAAGAAAUACUGCCGUUACUGGCUCACGCUGGAAAAGAUAUAAGUCACUGGUUCGACCAUGAAAAAAAUGAUAUUAAAUAUCACGUGCAUCCCGUUACCGGAGUUCUGGUACCCUACUGUCCUCACGGGCCAAUACCGGAUGUAAUUCCUCACGUGGUGCCUUCGUCUUCUUGGCGGCCACUCGAUAAAUGUCCUUGGUGGUUCGACGAGAAGUACAGAAAGGGGUAUUUAACCAAAAAUCCACGACCAUGCAGGCUUUUGAACGUGCUCACCGGAACGGAAAUCGUGAUGAUGGUUUGCGAAGAAGACACCGUUAGACGUAUACAGACGCGUGCUCUCAUUUACAACGCAAACGGGAGAGUUUACACUUGGAAAUACGAAGGAAAGUCGUUGAAUCUCGACUUGACGUUAACAGAGAACGGCAUUCCAGAUGAACGUGACCGUUUCGUUGCGUGUGGCCUUCCCGACGAUUACUAUGUUCCGUGUCUUAUGUGCUAUUACAACGAUAAAUGUGCCUGUGGAAAUGGACAAUAG
Molecule: messenger RNA, 798 nt
Organism: Nomia melanderi (Alkali bee)
Lineage: Eukaryota; Metazoa; Arthropoda; Insecta; Hymenoptera; Halictidae
Product: cytochrome b5 domain-containing protein 1
Source: RefSeq, a predicted model, not a curated record